Mizuhopecten yessoensis (Yesso scallop) is the source of this 8985-nucleotide messenger RNA. RefSeq names its product filamin-A-like. Lineage: Eukaryota; Metazoa; Mollusca; Bivalvia; Pectinida; Pectinidae. The transcript has 36 exons. The coding region runs from base 296 to 5902 and encodes 1868 amino acids. Gene Ontology annotation, biological process: actin cytoskeleton organization. The record is from RefSeq and is a predicted model, not a curated record. Gene Ontology annotation, molecular function: actin filament binding.
GCCACUCAACGUCAAUGAACAUAGCGCUCACACCCAUUCUGGUACAAGUUUUUCACUGUGGUCCAGAAAGGUUUGUGUACAACGUUUCGACAGAAAACGUCUGCAGCCACAGUACACUGUGGGAAGCUCGGACAUCUUAUUGUUAAUUAGCAGCCCAAGGCAAAUACCUGCUUGUCAAAUCGAUAGGACGAGCUACAGGGCUGCUUUCAUCUCAACCGGCCCGACUUGAAAUUUGACACCGGUAGAGUUUACCUGUGGACUCUUCGGACGUAGAAAGGAACAGUUUUUGGUGAAAAUGUCGCUUGUCAACAGGGCGUUAUCUCGGGAGGGGCAUGCCGCCAUGAGCAUGAGGGGGGAGUCGGACAGAUGGAUUACGAUUCAGAAAAACACGUUUACUAACUGGGUAAAUGAACAGCUGAGAGUCGGAGGGAAUACAAGAAUGGUAGAGGAUCUACAAACCGCUUUUGAGGAUGGAGUAUUGCUAUGUGCACUUAUUGAAUCUCUACAAGGGAAGAAAAUCGGACGGGUCAUAAAAAAACCAAUGAACCACCAUCAGAAUCUGGAGAACUGUACCCUGGCACUGGCGGCUAUUGCCAAUGAUAACGUGCGCCUUGUGAACAUAGGAAGUGACGAUAUCUCCAACGGUAACCUGAAGCUGAUUUUGGGGUUGAUAUGGCAUCUUAUUCUACGUUACCAAAUUGGCAAGACCAAGUUCCCCGCCAAAAAGCUGAUGUUGGCAUGGCUACGAGCCGUUAUCCCAGAAUGCGGCAUCACAAACUUCACCUCAUGCUGGAACGAUGGCGUUGCUCUCCAUGCCCUAGUGAAUUACUGUGACCCAAGGAUAGAGGAGGCCACUAACUGGAGAUAUCUUAGUCACAGUGAUAGUCUGAACAACUGUAGCAAUGCCAUGAACCUGGCCAAGCAGCACUUUGACAUUCCCCUGGUCGUACGACCCGAGGAUCUGUCCAGCCCCGACCUUGACGAGCUGUCUGGAAUGACCUACUUGUCCUACUUCAUGAAGAUUGACUCGCCUGGUUACAUGGCAACCAGGAACAUGGUCCGCAACCUCCUUAGGAGUGGUACCUUCAACAACUUCACAGAAGACUGGGCUGAUGGGAGACUGUUGUGUAACCUUGUUACCUCCCUUGGAGAGUCUGCCUCACCUAUGGGUAAUCCAGUGGACGACUUACAGCAGGGUAUUGAUGCGGCCCGCAGGCUGGGCGUGGAGCCUAUCCUCACAGCCAAGGAGAUGUGUGACCCAGAGGUCGAUCAUAUCGGAAUCAUGGCAUAUGCAGCAUAUUUCGGAAACUUUAAGCCUGUUCGCACAGCAGCAGAGAAGGUUGUCAUGGAGGCGGGUCCCAGGAACGUCUUCAUUGAACAGGAGGCCGAUUUCUCGCUGCGUAUAGAUGAUUCUGAGCUAACCGCGUCAGAUGUGAGGGCCGAGAUUAAGGGACCUGACUCCAACCCUGCUGUACACUUUAACUGGGUUGGGAGCCGAGCCACUGGAACGUUUACCCCAACAGAGACUGGGCACCACAGGCUGAAUGUUUACUGUGAAAACUCACUCAUUGUUGGAUGUCCAGUGUCCUUCAAGGUCCUUGCUGACAGGUCAAGGGUCAGAUACAUCGGUCCAGACAGGUGUUCUGCUGGUCUUAUCUCUGAACUAAAGGUUGAUGUUACGAGUGCAGGACAGGGCGACAUCCAGUGUGAGGCGCGGUCACCUAGUGGACGUACGGUCAACAUGGCCGCUGUAUACCGAAACGGCAAUUACGUGAUGAAUUUUACUCCAACAGAAGUUGGUAUUUGGCAGGUGUCUGUACUGUACGAUGGAGAACACAUCUCAGACAGUCCUUACAAUGUGACGGUGUUUGACCCUUCAAGGGUGCGCGUGUACGGACUAGAGGGAGGUUCUGUCGGAACAGGACUCAAAUUCCACGCUGACACCUCGGAGUCUGGGACCGGGGAUGUAACUGUACAGGUGUCGUGUAACGGCUCGCACGUCCCCGCCUACAUCCACCAGGACAGAGUGGGACUCUACAGCAUCGACUUCACACCCCAGGGAGCAGGCACAUACAAGGUUGAUGUCUACUUCAAUGACACGGAGGUCAGAGGUUCUCCCUAUACACUGGAGAUAGUGGAUUCUGCCCAGGUAAACGUUUCUGGAGACGGUCUCAGUUUGGUUCCAGUGAAUCGCACAGCGAGCUUCGUCGUUGAUACCCACGGAUCGGGGUCUGGCAAUGUGGAUGUGGAAAUCAGUGCACCAUCAGGCUCGAAGAUAAAAUCCAAAGUCUCCAAGGACAGGGGCAGACACAAUAUUGAGUAUUCCCCUACAGAGUCAGGUGACCACCAGAUCUAUGUGUCAUUCUGCGGCCAGCCCCUACAGGGCAGCCCCUUUGUCUGUCGUGUGUACGAUGUUGGGCAGGUGGUCAUCACCAACAUGCCGCAGUUUGCCUCCAUAGGGAAGAUGGUCAAGUUCCAAAUUGAUGCCUCCAAGGCUGGGUCUGGUAACAUAGAGAUCAUGGUGAACGACGGCCGUAUUCCCUGUAGUGUUCAGAACCUCGGCAAUUACUGCUUCAAUGCUUCCUUUGUACCCGAUAAUGUCGAACCUCACAGCAUAGAGAUGAAGUUCAACAGCAAGCCUGUUAGUGGGAGUCCCUGGAAAAUCCCGAUUCUGGACAUGAAGAAGGCGCUGAAGAUAAAGAGUGAGGCAGGCUGCUAUGUACUGUGUGACCGUACAGCCAAGUUUGAGGUGGAGUUUGAUGGAGAUUUGAUGGAAACCUUUGACAUAAAGAUAACAGCUCCUGGGGGUCGGACUGUACCGUUCAACAUUGUGCAAGGUCACAGUGACCAGACCAUCGAGUAUGUUCCCGAGGAAGUCGGUGAUCAUAAUAUCCACCUGAAGUACAUGGGAAAUGACGUGGAAGGAAGUCCUUUUACUGCCAAGGCUUACGAUACGUCCGCUAUCAUCAUCACGCCACUUCAAAACGGACUGGUCGGAUCAUCCUUUGAUUUCACAAUUGAUGUAUCGCAAGCUGGGGAAGGACAGCUGGAGAUCAUGGUCAACAACGGUAACCUUCCCAACACCGUUGAGUUGGAGCGUCCGAGUGUAUACCGCAUCACGUUCACACCGACCAGUGCUGGCAAACAGUAUGUCGACAUUAACUUCAACAGUGAAGCACUGCCAGGUUCCUCAUACUCGUGUAUGGCGUACGAGGGUGCUGGCGUCACCCUGACAGGGAUGGACAACAUUAUCCCCGCCAACAGGUCCACGUCCUUCAGCAUUCAGUGCGAGUCGGAUGAGGUCACACCGGAGGUCGAAGUCACCUCUCCAAGUGGAAGCAAGUUGUCGGCCAAGAUCCGCGAGACGAGACCGGGCGCCUACUGUGUGGAAUGGAAACCUACAGAGAUCGGGAGCCACCUGGUGGAGGUUUAUUUCGCUGGGUCUCUAAUCCCAGGAUUCCCUAGUGUCGUCAAGGCAUUUGAUGCCAACAAAGUGAAGUUGUUGACUCAGCUCGGCAGAGCAGAAGUGGGAGAGAUGUACGAGUUAACAUUUUUGGUGGAUGAAGCUGGUGAAGGUCGUUUAGAGGUGGUUGUAGAGUGUGAAGGGGAGACAAUUCCUAGUUUUGUGGAGAGGAGAAAGGAAGGACAGCUGACUGCAACUUUCACUCCUAGGGCCGGCAAAAAACACCUGAUCAUCAUCACCUUUAACGAUCUACAUGUUCCAGGUUCACCAUUUGCAAUCACAGUAGAAGAUAUGGAGAAGAGGGUGACAAGAGUUGAGGAGACUGUGGUCACUUCAUCUGUCACACAACCUCUGUCGGUCAACGUCCAGCCUCUAUCGGUCAACAUCCACGCUCGCCACCUUCAAAUAGACAAGCGCCAGUGGUUCGUCCUGGAGACGUACGGCGGGGACAUCGACUCGCAGAAUCUCCAAAUACAGAUCAUAGCAUCCAACGGAAUUGUAAUACCUGCUCGCCUUGUGUCCCAGUCUGGAGGUAACUUCCGUGUGGAAUGGACCCCAACCCCACCAGGUCGACAUCGCGUGGAGGUACAGUUUUCGGGUCGCCAGGUAGAUGGAAGUCCGUUCUACGUUGACGUGUUUGACCUUCUCUCCAUCCGGGUCAACAACUUUCAACAAGGAGGAAUUGGUGAACAGGCUAGCUUCAAUGUUGACCUUGCUGAUGCUGGGUCCCUGGAGAGCACCAUACAAGUUGUCAGUCCAUCUGGACGAAAUGUCAACAGCAGCGUCGGUGGCGACUACCUGAAGUCGGUCACUUAUGUACCUGAUGAGGGAGGACCCUACCAGAUCUUCGUCAGCUAUGCUGGGUUUGAGCUUCCAGGCUGUCCGUUUAUCCAGAACAUUGACGAGGGAGGUCUCCCCACAGCCGACGGAGAUGGACUGUUCCGUGGAGAAGAGGACAAUGUGGCCACAUUUUACGUUGAUGUCGGGAAGAGGAGGGGAGAACUGGGAGUACAAGUUGAUGGCCCAAACUCCAUUGCCAAGACAACAAUAGAGCCUUCAGGUGACCGGUACGUGUGUACUUACGUCCCUGUAGAGGUGGGCGUGUUCAAUCUACAGCUCCAGUGGAAUGGCAAAAACAUCCCAGGGAGUCCUUUCCACCCUAAGAUCGUGGACCCAAGGAAGGUGAAGAUUUAUGGUGGCUGGCAGACCUUGAUGGACAGCCAGGAAAGAGUGAAACUGAUUGUUGGGGAGGAGAAGCGCCUUGUGUUUGACGUGUCACAGGCAGGUCCAGGCAUCUUGAAGGGAGAAGUACAGGGACCAUCCUCUUCCCUGCCAGUCAUAGUGGACGGUCAUACUGUGGGGCAGAAUGUCAUCUGUUUUACCCCCGAAGAGGAAGGUAAUCACUACAUCCACCUGUUCUGGGCAGAACGCACACUUCCCAGCUCUCCAUUCAUUGGCUACGCUGUUCGCCUAUCUGCUGAUGCCAACAAAGUCAUCCUUACUGGGCGUGGUCUGAAGGAGGCCAAAGUUCGCGAGGAGGCGGAGUUUGUCAUUGAUGGUUCUCAGGCAGGUCCUGCCUUCCUGUCUGCAGGUGUACCAGAAGUAACACUAUCAGGAGUGAGGGCAGAGAUCAACAACAGAGUAGUCUCCCUUGGAAAUGGGCGUUUCCACUGCACCUACACACCGAUCAUUCCUGGGGCUUACCUUCUCCACAUCGUUUGGAAUGGACGUCAACUGAAGGGGUCGCCAUACAAGGUCAAUGUCAUCGGGGCUUUCUUCCCCCACAAAGUAUCUGUCACUGGUGAGGGCUUGAAGGGAGGCAUUCUGGGAAGAACCUCUGAUGUUAUGAUUGAUGUCAGAAAGGCAGGACCAGGUGAGCUGACAGCUGCCUGUAUGGGACCCUCAAAGAUUGCUUAUGUGGAGCUUCAUGAUAACAAAAAUGGAACGUUCCAACUGGCCAUCAAACCAAUGGAGGUCGGCAGACAUGUCAUGCAGAUCAAAUACGGAGGGGAGCAUGUGCUCGGGAGUCCGUUUAUCAUAAAGGUGGGAUCACAGCCUGAUGCUAGUAAGGUACGUGUCACAGGCCCGGGAGUGGAACACGGAAUCCUGGCGAUGUUCCAGAGCAGUUUCGUGGUAGAGACACGAGGAGCUGGGGCUGGUCAACUCACGGUCAGGAUCAGAGGACCGAAAGGUGGGUUCCAAGUUGAGAUGUACCGAGACAGCCAGAGGGACCGUACCAUUCUCUGUCGCUACGACCCCACAGAAACUGGUCUCUACAUCCUCAGCAUACGCUGGUCUGGCGUGGACGUUCCUGGAAGUCCAUUCCAGAUCAAUAUCAUGGACACAAAGCAGGAGCUAGAUGAAUUGCUUGCCGAAAAAGCCUUUAACACCAGUUCUGCCACGCCUCGAACAUACGCUCAGUGGAAAGCAGAAAUAUAGAGGUCUACGUACCGCCCAAAAGCUGAAAUCAAAUAAGACAGAUGCUGUGAAAACAAUGCCAUACUUUCCGUUCAUACUCAAACCUCAAAAUAUAUGAGAUGAGAUAAAGUUUGGUACCCAGGUCAAAGUACUCAAAAUAGAAUUAUGAGAUUUACUCCUAGAAAUACCAAUUUUUGUUUUUAGUAAUAUGAUGGUUUCAUGCCUAGCAGACUAGGGUUAUUAGGUAUGAGAUUUAGCUUCAUUGAUCCAAAAAUAUUGUGUUAAACAUUCAAUCAUUUCUGAUUAUGCAUUUAUAAUUUAACUUCAGGAUUUACCUCAAGAUACUAGUAUGCAAUGAAUAUGCUUUUGCUAUGCUUGAUUUUAGUGAAAUUUUGGUGCCCCUGACCAGGCAUAGAUAUUGUUAAAGAUUUUUUGAUGCUGUAACCAGGCAUACAAAAAGUUGAAAAUGUGUACAUGGUACGUUUAGCAUACGAUCAAACGGUACUUAACAGGUUACCAUUAACAAUCAACACAUCAAGAGGAAGAUAACAGAUUUUCACAGCUGUUAUUCAUUAUACCUCUAGUACGCAUCAUCUACAAAACCUAGACACAAUCACGAUUAAAUGACUAGCAUGAAUAUUUUCAAAAUUCAUGCACAUAUAUCAUUGUACACUGUAUAUGUAUGUAUUGUGUAAUAUUUGACUGUUUGUGAUAUUAUUUUCAACUAGUAAAUGCCCCCCCCCCCCCUCCCUAUAACCUAUCUAUAAGUAAUGUAACAUCACAAUAUGUUGUAAGGACAUUAAACAAAGUCUUGCAAUCAUAAUUUUUAGGAUGUUGUGAAAAAAGUUCCAGAAUUCAUUGUCAUUUUUUUCUUUCGUUUUUCUGACGAUUUAUUUGUUUUGUUUCAGAAAAUCAUUAGCAGUGGUUGUUUAGACUUAGUUUAGAUAUAUAUAUAUUCAGGGUAUAAUUAUUUCCCGAAUGUGCUUCAGUCUUGUUCUUUUGAUCAAGGUGCUAUGCUGUGCUUAAAGAUAUGAUAACUCGGAGAGUUUACAAAACAGAAUAAAUAACUUCUACAGAGCUUCAGAGAUAAAUUACAUUUCGGUACGCUUAGUUCGAAGAAUUGCUCAUGUGAUGUUUGAAGAAGCAUUUUGAUUCAAGGUAUGAUAAGUCGUGCAAAAAUGAAAAAUUGUGCGAUAACUUAUCUACCGUUAAUACUAAACAUCAAUUCCGACUUAUUGUAACUUUGGAAACACUUUUCCAGGCAGAAGUAAACAGAGACAAUAUGCUGUUGUUGAAAUCCUCAUGUAUAAUACUUCAAGAACAAUAAAAAAAAAAAAAGUGAUUUAAAUUGACUGUCGAGGCACGAUUUACUGAAAUAUUAACGUACAUUCUCACCUUGAAUGACUUGAUGCAAAGGCAUAUAUAUGUAAUGCCAAACCUUUUUCUAAGUAUUUCAAUACGCAUUGUUUAGCAAUUGUCCAAUCAUAUAAUAAUCAGAAGUAGCAUAUCUUGGGUAUAGCUGAAAUUUACACUCCUCAUUAGAAUUUUUAACAUCACCAAUAUUAAUAAAUUCAUCUCUUGUAACAUAAUUAUUAAGUUUUCCACUUAGAAAAAUGUUUUAAAAUUUGAUUUAAUAGAAUAGAUUUGUUAAACACAGAUGUUAUCUUUGUUUCAAAUAUUAAAGUAGUCUGAUACAUAUCACAUUGACAACGAAAUGAUUUUUUUAUUUUAUGAUUGUUCCACAGACUACAUGAGUAAAGGAAAUCGGCCGAUUGAUGUAACGUUGGCGACUUUGAGGUGAAAGCCCAGAAUCUAACAGAUAUUAUAUGUACAAUGUACUUUUUACUCGUCACUUUUCGUAAAACUGCUCUUACAGCGUAAAACUGAUUGUUUGUUAAAACUUCAAUGCCAUACUUUUGCUAUUUUUGGCAGGGUAAGCAAUUUUGAUAUGUUUGUAUCAAAAUGAUUUAUAGCUGGAAGCACAGGUCAAAAUACUCUGUAGGAACUGUCAAUUUCUCCUUUUUUUUUGUGGGAAACCAUUAAUCAUUUUAGUGCUGAAGGUACGAUUUCUAAGUUAUCGGAUAUGUGUAUAGUUUUUAGACACAAAGUGUUUGCUGUCAUGUUGAAAUGACAGAUUUCAUUGUACAUGUACUAGAAAAUAAACCUGCUACAUAAUUUACGCUGUAUGUGGUAUUUUCGUGAUUACAUUACGAAGGUCAUAAACCUGACAUGAUAAAGGGACACUGUACCUGUGUAAGAUUUUUGUGUUUAACCCUUUCACCACCAUAGACCAUAAUGGAUUCAUCCAUAUUAAUACAUAGUAGAGUCUACUAAAAUGAUGUAGGAGUGAAAGGGUUAAUUGCAAAAUGUUUGCCUUGCUGAAUUAAACUAUUAGUUGUAUUAAUUCUCACAUCUAUUUUUUUUCUAAAGAUUUGUACUAGAUGUUUUAGGGUUAAAUGUUCAAAGGGUUAAAGGUUUCAGGGUUUAAAGAUUCAAACAAUGAUAUUGAGAUAGGAAUUAAUUUUCUAUCUUCUUUUUGUCCAUCAGAUUUUUACUAUGCAAUUUCACAUUUUGCUAAAAUGUUUUGAAUUGACUGUGUUUUUUUAUAACAUAUAUAUAAAUUUAUAUAUUCUGCAUUAUAUGUAUAUUAAUGGCAUAAUACAUUAAGAAAUUAUCAUCCGUUAUUUGCAAAAUCAAUUAAUAUCAUGAUGCCAUAAACCAAAUUAUUUGAGGUGUAGCAGGAUUUGUCUAAAUCUGCUUCUCCAAUUUCUACACGUAUAUCUGCUGUUUUUAUCUGUCUACAUGGCUUAUAGCUUGUGUAGGAGGUUGGCAGUAAAGACAAAUAUUUAAGAUUAACUAAAAUUAGUUAUAAUGAAUAAUUUGCCUUGGAGAUGUUAUGGACUAUAUAUUAAUUAGCUUUUAGAUUAAAACUUAGUUAAUUAUUAAUUGUACUGCGAGUCCCCUCUGUACAAACGAGGAGUAAUUGUCUCCAUGUGCCCCCUGUGUGAGGGUAAUAUGGUGUUUUUUGAAUAUAUAUCAAAAACUAAAAUACAUAUGAGAUUGUAAUAUGUAACCUGUAAUUAAAAAAAAAAUAUUAAAAAAAA